Aspergillus welwitschiae is the source of this 306-nucleotide messenger RNA. RefSeq lists its product as uncharacterized. The transcript has 2 exons. NCBI's taxonomy places the organism in Eukaryota, Fungi, Ascomycota, Eurotiomycetes, Eurotiales, Aspergillaceae. Bases 1 to 306 code for a protein of 101 amino acids. The record is from RefSeq and is a predicted model, not a curated record.
AUGGUUGCCGUUCCGUCUCGUCCCUUCUACUGGCCGGGUGGCAUUCCACUAGAAAUCCAAAUUGAUCCUACAGGCGAUAUUGAUCCCAAGGACGAUAAUGAGGCAAAGGGGUGGAUGCUUUUUGUAGAGUCUGGACAUGACCUGCCCCUCAUUAAUAUCCUGGAAGGAGCCAAGGCUCGAGAUGAGUUCCGUUCUGGAUUUGACGGCGCGCGCGACGGCUGGAUGGAGGACAUUGAGAUUUACGCACCUGGAAAUCUCGAAAUGAAGCGGCAGGGAAUGAGACUGACUACGACCAUUCCCGUCUGA